Molecule: messenger RNA, 157 nt
Organism: Racocetra persica
Lineage: Eukaryota; Fungi; Glomeromycota; Glomeromycetes; Diversisporales; Gigasporaceae
Source: the annotation of a GenBank genome assembly
AUGCGCAAUUUUGUAUUUCGAACCUCACUUACACCUGAAACAUUUCGUAAUGAAAAUAAAAUAAAACGGCGCAAAACUCUUAAGAAUUCCCAAGUGCCACACUAUAAAGUUCAGCAAAAACUUCCACUUAAUAUAAGGGUAAAUCAAAGUGCUCCAA